Messenger RNA from Exophiala oligosperma, 2700 nucleotides. RefSeq lists its product as uncharacterized. Gene Ontology annotation, molecular function: RNA binding; double-stranded DNA binding. The record is from RefSeq and is a predicted model, not a curated record. Gene Ontology annotation, biological process: transcription elongation by RNA polymerase II; poly(A)+ mRNA export from nucleus; post-transcriptional tethering of RNA polymerase II gene DNA at nuclear periphery. Bases 62 to 1489 code for a protein of 475 amino acids. Gene Ontology annotation, cellular component: transcription export complex 2. Lineage: Eukaryota; Fungi; Ascomycota; Eurotiomycetes; Chaetothyriales; Herpotrichiellaceae. The transcript is spliced from 2 exons.
GGGUUAGGUAGGAAAGCAAACACUGUUUCCAAGGCUGAUUGGAACAUCAGUGUCUGUCAAGAUGGGGAGUGUCUUUGCAGACUUCCACAAUGCCCAAAGGGUAGGAGAUGGAAGGCUGCUGGCCGCUUGCUUGGCCCCCAUCGACACCGACCAUGACCCUCGACGGUUGCAGUCAUUCGCGCAACUAUCGAACUACCAGACCAUCUCUGCGGAUGUGCGUUAUCACCUCGUGCAAGAUCGCAACGCCGUCAAACUCCCCAAGGCGGAAGCCAACGCAUGGGUGGACAUAUUCGUCGCACUAUGGAAGUGUGUCAGGGAACUCGUCACCAUCCGGGCGGCCAGCGGCACCGGCACCGGCACAGGAGGAGACUGGACCAAAGUUUUCGAUUCCUACAAGGAAAUGUGCAACCACCUCGUACGAGGCUACACCAACUUUGGGUUCCAAUCCUGGACGAUCCCGUGUCUCUACACUGCGGGCAAAUACUUACGGAUGAUCGCCCUGAAAGCCGACAGCCAGGACAAACCCAAAGACUCUGCUGCAGCAGACGACGCCUUCGGCAACGGCCUUUCCGACGACAUCAUGGGUGACACCGACAAGAACAAGACUCUCGAACAGGCGGCCUGGACCAUCAACCGCAUGUUCACCGUCUGUCUCAGUGACCGGGCCGAACUGGCCGAGUCCCGCAAAUGGGGCAUCUACAGCACGACGAACCUCCUCUUCAAGACCUACUUCAAACUCAACUCCAUCUCCCUGACACGCAACGUGAUCCGAGCCCUCGAGGCGGCACAGUCGGACCUACCUCCGCUCGAACUGUUCCCGAAAUCCCACCGCUGUACGUUCAAGUACUACCGCGGGGUGAUCGACUUCUUGCAGGAAAACUACACCGAGGCCGAAGCCAACCUCACCGAGGCGCUCAACCUGUGCCACAAAGACUCGCUACGGAAUCGUGAACAAAUCUUGACCUAUCUCAUCCCCGCACACAUCGUCAACACCCACCGAUUGCCCACCGCCAAACUUCUCGCUCCACACCCAAAGUUAUCCUCAAUGUUCACGCCGUUGUUCAGUGCCAUCCGAAAGGGAUCCUUGUCGCAGUUCGACGAUGCUCUGUCUAAUGCCGAGCCAGAGUUGGUCAAGCGCCGAGUAUACCUGACGCUCGAACGCACGCGAGACAUUUGCCUCCGCAACCUGUUCCGCAAGGUCUUUCUGGCCGCGGGCUACGAAGAGCCCAAGGACGGCGACGCUAACCCACCAGCAGCAGAAGGAGGAGAAGCACCCAAGAUCCGUCGCACGAGGAUCCGAGUCGAAGAAUUCGAAGCCGGCAUGCGCGUUGGCUACAAGGGUGCCACGGACGUCAUGAUUGACCGAGACGAGGUUGAAUGCUUUCUAGCAAACAUGAUUUACAAGAACUUGAUGAAAGGCUACAUCGCCAGAGACAGAGGGAUUGUUGUACUCAGUAAGGCCGGAGCAUUCCCUGGCACAGGCGUUUGAGUGGUGCCACGUCGCACAUGUCAAUUUCCGACUCCAAUUCGUCAAGAUUAGGUAUUUCAGAGCAAGAGGGCUCAAUGCAACCCACCGAAUUUUCCGGGGGGUUCACAGCUCGAAUCUAAAUUCCAACCAAGAAAACCGGCACCAAUCAUUCGACCACUGAGUUGUUCGUUGACCGCCAUCCUAUCACACAAAGUCAGUGGGAUUCCACCAUUCGAGCACAGCAAAGGGAAGAAUAUGAACGCCUCUCAGGGGGCUCGGUUACUGCAAGUGCAAAGCAUAUUUCAACGGCAUGUUGGUCCCGUCUGUACCGGCGGCUACAAAGUCAGAAACAUUCGCCACAACCUAUCACAAACCCUGUGGUUGAGAAACGAUUGGCUAGGACUCAGCCUCAAGCACCGACGCUAGUUCCCUCGCCCUCGAAAACCUAAGUGAACCAUUCAGCCAUGGUUUGCAAGGUGCAAGUGGAUGAGGAAUCUGUUUCUAUCCUACCGAGUAUGUCUUGUGUGGUUCUUGAUGUGAACACUUUACCCUAUCCUGCCGAGGUGUCUUUUUUAUUUGGCCCCCCAAAAUCCAGUUUGCCAUGUCUCGACGCCCAUCGGGCUUAUCUCUGACCCUGAGCGUGGACUGAUCCUGGAAACUCUCAAUCGCAGUUCCCGUGUCGCGGGCGCCCACCUUCACAUCACGAGGUGUAGUGGUCAUCAUGAUGAUGCGAGCUGUGCUUGGUUUCCCACCUUUACAGCACGGUGUGUGCCGAUGGCUGUGGUGACGAUGAUGAUGAUGAGAGCCUGUACUUUGUGUCGGACCUUGUCCGACCCUUUUUUGGUGACUCAUCUGCCACUUGAACUAUCACAGAAGUAUCCAGGGUCCGAGCUUUUUCUCACGCCAGGCAUCCCCGUCGGAAAUAUGUCGCUCGAGACUAAUCAAGAAAGAACGGGAUGUGGCGUACGGGGUACACACAUGACAAGAUGCCUUCGGAUAUACUCCGUACACCUUGUAGCAUCUUUGAAGAUUAAAAAGGCAAGCGAGUUUUGCCUCUCCCUAGCGAAAAGGUGUUCUUGAGGAGAAAAAGGUAGCCGGUUGCCUUGCACAGCGAUGAAACCACCCGGGCUUUCACAUUGCAUGACGAGUCGAAUGUCAGCUCAAUUUCAUAACUAGGAUGAAGGUUUCUUCGAAGCAGGGACGAACGAGUAGCUCAAGAAGAUGUAUCCCCC